GUUGUAAAUGAGAACUUGUUCUCAACUGGCCUACCUGGUUAAAUAAAGGUGAAAUUAAAUUAAAAAAUUAAAUAUGCCCAUAUAGUCAGUUGAGGGAGACGUUACAGAUGGUGRGAAAGUAUCUUUGGAUGUGAUGCAGAGACGAUUAAGUGAAUUAAUAAAGUUUUUGGUGACACUGCUUUGAAUUCAGCAUAUUUUGCAUAAUGAUUUGCAUUAUAUCACAAACAAAGUACUAGGGUUGUGAAUUGUUUGAUGUUAGCUUCAGCUGUAAGCUAGCAACAAAAGUUAACCUACAAUUACARCUGGUAACUACCGGUAUCUUCUUGCAUUGUAGUAGGUUUCUAGCCUGUAUGGACAUUGUUUUGCGAACAGUUUCUACAUGCCGUGUUGCAUUAUUCAAGUGUGGUAACUUCUGUGCAGCAUGAGUGGGGAGCUAGCAAUGAGUAAAUGGAGCAGGUAAGAGGCAUGAACGGUGCGCUCACUGCAGAAGGGGACAUSGGCUGCGCUGAUAGACUUCAUCUUCUCAAUCAUUAUACGACGUGAGACACAUUUGACAGAAGUACAGAAAGCAACAAAUUCUAGUACCGAACCGUUUUUCAUGUUCUAGUAUCGAAGUUUCAGUAUACCGUGCAACACUACACUACAGAGGUACAACCAAAGAGGGUGACCAACCAAUGAGCAUUCUCAUUGGUUGAGCUUUCUGUUCGAAUUGGAUAAGCUGUUCAAUAUGUCAUUCAAUAACAGUCAAUCCCUCCUAUCAAUAUCUAGUGGCAGGUGAAUUGACACUGCACUGUUUGCUUAUCAUCAAAUGAAAGUAAUGCAAUAGUUUUUGGUCCAGACCAGCAGACUCCUCUGUUUAUGUUCCUUUCAGGAUGUCCAAAAUUGAGCGUCUGAAUGCCCGUGUGGCGAAGCUGCUGACGGUGGCAGUGCAUGAGGUUCUGGAGGUGGUGAAAGAGACUGUGUCAGAGUACCAGGAGAAAACAGCCAGAACUCAGAGAGAGAAUGAGAGUCUGAGGAGAAGACUGCAGGAAAUGCAGGACAAGAUGAAGAGAGAGAACACAGCUGCUAAACUUGCAACAUUUCCUGCAACUGGUGGCCAUGGAAGAGCGGCCAUCGAGAAACCGUCAGAGCAGGGUUGGAGCCCUAGUCUGAGGCAGGACAGCCCAGAGCCCACACAGGUAGAUGAGAAACCAGCGCUCACCUUCGAGCAGACUGUGAGACUAAGGCAGGAGGAGGAGGAGUACAAUGCACUGGAGCUGGAUCAGUCAGCACACUAUGAGACAGAGUGUAACUUUACCUUAACCUUACCCGGGCAUCACGAGGGGGUGGCACAGCAAUCAGAUGAAGCCGUUUUGGUCCACGUGCCUCAGGGUGUGAAAAAUGACUCGCACUCAGACUUGAAUAGCACUUCACAGGGAAACACCCAGCUUGGCAUCAAUCUGACUGUUAUCAAGACGGAACCCGAGCUCACCGAGUGCUCAGCACCCGAACCGUUGACUAUCCCGGAGACCUUUGAUUGUGUCGAUUUAAGCUGCAAUUCCACACGCUACGACCCAACAACGAAUGCUCACAAGUCUCAUGUGAGCACUGGACCAUAUAAUGAACUCGUAUUCGUCCACUCCAGUCACAACAGCGUCGGGAGGAGGUUUGGGUUUGGGAAAAACAGCAGGGACGGGAGGAAACACCAUAGGCAACACUUCAGGAGGGAUGAGCCGCACAGCUGCUUUGUGUGCGGCAAGACGUUCAGCCGGGUGGGGAACCUGCGUAUCCACCAGCGCUGUCACACGGGCGAGAAACCCUACUGCUGCCUUCAGUGCGGUCGGUGUUUCAGUCAGGCCGGGGACCUCAAAAAGCACAAAAGGGUCCACACAGGGGAGAAGCCAUACUAUUGCGGCCAGUGCGGCAAGAGCUUCAGCCGUGGGGAGAACCUAAAGAGGCAUCAGAAGAUCCACAUCGGAGAGACCUUACACCUGCAGCAAGCAUGGAGAGAUCAACAGUCGAACUAGGCGUUCAAAGCAAUCUUUUGAGAAAAAACUAUAUAAAAUGCACAUACAGUGCAUAUGAAUGGCUAUAUGAAUGCACGUGCAAUGCGUGGUACUGAAAUUAACAUAAGAUCUGCAGUGCUGAAAAAGUAAAGUGAUUGGGUCAUACUCGUGGGUGGAUUGGCUGGUUUAUUCAGGUUAUCGAUUUAGUCAAUGGGUAACAUGUAUUUUGACCAUUAGUGGAUGGCAUACCUUUGAUCCACUGGAGUGUUCAUUAUUCAAUAGGCAAACCUCUUAUCACUGGCUUUUGAAUAAGAGAGUAUGGUGUGAGCAACAAAAUAAUGUUUUGUACACUGAAACAUUUAUCUCCUCUGUACACAUACAGGAAAGGCUUGGAUGUUGUGUGACAAAUAUCUAGCAUUACAACAUUGUGUUCACGAUGAUUAAAGAGAGAAGUGAGCAAACUGA
Salvelinus sp. IW2-2015 is the source of this 2450-nucleotide messenger RNA. RefSeq lists its product as uncharacterized. The record is from RefSeq and is a predicted model, not a curated record. Gene Ontology annotation, biological process: regulation of transcription by RNA polymerase II. Gene Ontology annotation, molecular function: RNA polymerase II cis-regulatory region sequence-specific DNA binding; DNA-binding transcription factor activity, RNA polymerase II-specific. Lineage: Eukaryota; Metazoa; Chordata; Actinopteri; Salmoniformes; Salmonidae.